Molecule: messenger RNA, 351 nt
Organism: Parnassius apollo (apollo)
Lineage: Eukaryota; Metazoa; Arthropoda; Insecta; Lepidoptera; Papilionidae
Source: the annotation of a GenBank genome assembly
AUGGUGCAUAAAUACAAAAGAAAAACUAAUCAAGGCUCUUGUGAUAAAGAUGUCAUGCAGAUGGCUGUCAAUUUAUGCCAUGCCGGAGAAUCGGUGAAGGGCACAGCUAAAAAGUAUGGGUUGGCUUAUGCAACUUUGUACAGACACAUCAAAAGUGGCAAGGUUACUCCAAAACUCGGCAGAUUUCGUCCCAUGUUCAGUGAAUAUGAGGAGAUAGAAUUAAUGACCUAUCUCAAAGACAUGGAUUCCGUGAUUUUUGGUUUAACUCGAGAUGAGUUUAAGAAUUUAGCGUAUACCUAUCCCAAAAAAAAAAAUUAUUUGAGUUACCCAAAAAGUUGGGACAAGUAUUAA